Drosophila yakuba is the source of this 479-nucleotide messenger RNA. RefSeq lists its product as uncharacterized. The record is from RefSeq and is a predicted model, not a curated record. Bases 128 to 310 code for a protein of 60 amino acids. NCBI's taxonomy places the organism in Eukaryota, Metazoa, Arthropoda, Insecta, Diptera, Drosophilidae. The transcript is spliced from 2 exons.
UGCGUUAGGACUAGGAGAAGAAAGAAGUUAUGGCACCCAUAUUGUUAUCCGGCAUACAAGAGACCGAUUCUACACCGACAUUAAUGAGAUCCGAGCUGAAUUGCAGUACACCAUCAGGGACGGGGUGAUGACCAUCAGGAGCACCAACGUCCCGAAGGAGUUGGGCGGACAUGGCAUUGGGAAGCUACUGGCCAAGGCGGCACUGGACUACGCACUGCUCAACGGGCAAUUCAUUGUUAUCAAGUGCCGGUUUGUCCAGUACUACAUCGACAAAUAUGAGCCGCAAUACGCCGAGUACAUACUGAAAUAAGCAAUCCAACCCAGCGAUCCAAAAUUGUCAAAACAAGCAAACUUAAUGAAGAAAAAUAAAUCCCCUGCACAUACGUAUGUCUGCUUUCAGAUUGGUUAAUUUGCUGCAGUCCUUAAAAAAUCUCAUGAGAUUUAUUUUGAAUUGAUUUGGCUCCAUUUGUUUUUAGACG